GGUGGCAGCCUUUGAUCUGUGUGGCAAUUUCUUGUGAAGAAAAUAAAAAAAAAACUUUAACAAAAAAAAAACACAUCAGAAACGCAAAAGCUGUUGUUUCAAAUAAAGUCGAAAAUAGGUGUUACAAAUUGUGAUAAAAAUUAGAGAAAUGCUGCCACAUAUAAGUGCUGAAGAGAACAUUCCGCCCAUGGGGCGAAAGGUGUACAUAAAUCCCAAUUUUCAUAACCAAAUGGCCAAUUCACUGCAGUUUCAAGGUCUAUCCAACAAUAAUAACGCGCUACAGUCAUGGGAUCGUCCAGCUAUACAUAUAAAUCCUCAUUUUUUGCAACGCCAGCGGGAAUAUCAGCUGCAACAACUACAACAGCAGCAACAAUUACAACAGCAACAACAACAACAUGUUACGUAUUAUCAGCAAACUGUUGCUGCUGAUUUGACGCCACCUCCAGCUAAAAUCAUAAGCAAAGCUAGCACUUGCCUAGUACGCAAGCAGACUGCCACGCCCACCGUACGCACUCAGCCUCUGAAGACUGUGCCCCCGCCUCCGCCCACCGGAUGCAUUCAGCCGCCCUUGGUUAGCCUAUCAAAGCGAAAGCUUAUCAGACAAGGCGCCAGUACAAUAAAACCAACGACAGUGACAGUGAGAGCCACAAGCGCAGUAGCUCCUCCUGCCAAACGCACCAAGUAUAAGCUGGUGCGUGCCAUCUCUCUAACCUCCAGCAGUAGCACGCCACUGGUAAAGAAACGUCGAACUUUGUUGCACGACUUUGUGGCACGUUACGCUCUUAGACGCACAAAUGACGCAGUAACUGGCAAAAAGUUGAGCUUAAAAUCACCCGUAUUGAAGCCGAGCGUUAACAAAUCUCUCAGCAUGGUCAGCAUACACGGCGUUAUGUACAAGAAGACGGCCAAGAACAAGCUGACCAAGCUGGAUGCAAACAGGUCAUCAACAAAAACAGCUGUGCAGCCGCAACAACCGAAGGCAAACAACUCCACAGGUCGCACGCUGUUCGUACGCGGCACAAAGUUCGUGCUGGAUCCCUCCGGAUGUCGUUUAACCCGUGUGCCUGUCAACACGCCUCAACUGAGCGUAAAUAAAAGCCUACGUCUUCGUAUCGACAUUGGCGGCUUGACAUAUGUAUCUUCGGCAAAGACACAGAAUGUAUUUAUACGCACCUCGAAUCAUGUUUCUCGUGCUCAUCUCAUGACUGCCAAGCAACGUAGUUUACAACUCCUCAAUCGCUCACUUGUUAAGACCAAUGUGCCCUGUGCAAUCUUCCAGCGUCUGGGCAAGUGUGCGGCUUAUAGUCGCGGCAAGUGUCGUCGUUUACAUGAUAAACGCCAGGUGGCCAUCUGUCCAAGUUUUCUGCGUGGUGAAUGCACCAAAUCCGAAUGUCUGCUCUCUCAUAAUGUAACGCUGGAGAAGAUGCCUGUGUGUCGUUACUAUUUACGUGGCGUUUGCGUUCGCGAGGAUUGUCCAUAUCUGCAUAAGAAGCUCAGUUACAAGGCAGAGAUUUGCAUUGACUUUUUACGUGGUUAUUGCGCACGUGCCGCUGAUUGCAAUAUGCGCCAUGAGUUUGUGUGUCCGGAAUUUGCUCGUAGAGGCAAAUGCGAGCUGUCCAACUGCAUCUACUGCAAGCAAAUGAAACAACAAAAGGUGAUUGCACCAAAAAGCAAAUCUCAAUCUAGACUCAAGACCAAAGUGUCCAUCUGCAAGAUGUCAGUUGCUAAAAAUGGAAACACUGAAGAGACGCCCAGCAGUUCACGCUACUUUAAGUGUGAAAGUGAUAAGUAUGGUCCCCUACCUGAUGAUCGGCAGGAGGAUCACUUGGAGGAGGAAACGUUGGAUGAAGAGACAGCAUCAGGCAGCAGCGGUCCGCGACAGCGCAUCAAACUUGGCACGCUGCCUGCAUUUAUACCGCUGGGUGAAAGCGAGGAUUGAGCAGUAAUUCAUGUGACUGACUUGGACAAAUGUUUCAGGUACAAAUUAAUCCAUUAAGUAUGUAAUUUAGUUUUGCGUAAGUUUUAAUUUCCUUAGUACCUAGGUUCAAAUACUUUCAAUAAAGAUUCGCUAUAUUCAAAA
Drosophila innubila is the source of this 2080-nucleotide messenger RNA. It is a transcript of the gene ZC3H3, whose product is annotated as zinc finger CCCH domain-containing protein 3. Gene Ontology annotation, molecular function: metal ion binding. The transcript is spliced from 4 exons. Gene Ontology annotation, cellular component: nucleus. The record is from RefSeq and is a predicted model, not a curated record. NCBI's taxonomy places the organism in Eukaryota, Metazoa, Arthropoda, Insecta, Diptera, Drosophilidae. Bases 149 to 1939 code for a protein of 596 amino acids.